Euleptes europaea (tarantolino) is the source of this 570-nucleotide messenger RNA. It is a transcript of the gene TSEN15, whose product is annotated as tRNA splicing endonuclease subunit 15. The transcript is spliced from 4 exons. Gene Ontology annotation, molecular function: nucleic acid binding. The record is from RefSeq and is a predicted model, not a curated record. Gene Ontology annotation, biological process: tRNA splicing, via endonucleolytic cleavage and ligation. NCBI's taxonomy places the organism in Eukaryota, Metazoa, Chordata, Lepidosauria, Squamata, Sphaerodactylidae. Bases 1 to 567 code for a protein of 188 amino acids.
AUGGAAGAAGCGCCCAGUGGCAGUUUGGGGCUCGGAGCUGCCCAGAGCGGCCGUUUAUUGGCGGGGGGCUCCGCUCCGCCCGUUCAGGAGCAGGAUACCUGGAGACCGAGGAGAUGGGGGCCCCGAGAGGACUGGCUGGCGGCUCAUCCGACGCUCACGAGAAUGAUGUCAUUGGAUGUGGCUGACAAUGGCCAUGUGUAUGCCGCUUUCUUAGUAUACUUGGACCUCUUAGAAGCUAGAAACUGGCAUGAGGUCUCCUAUGUUGGGCUAGCAGAAUUCCAGCUCGUAUGUCUUUGUGGGCGCGAGAGAGAAGCCGACGAUUUACAAGUGGUGGUGCCAACUCCAGCCCACGUGUUGUUCAGCCAUGAGAGGAUGAGGCAGAUUAUGAAGAGAACACAUACAGUAUCCGAUUCCCCGAUGUCCAUCACACUGGCUAUAGUUGAAUCAGAUUCAACAAUAGUCUACUAUAAGCUGACGGAUGGUUUUGUCAUGCCCGACCCUCCUGACCAUACUGAAGACUUGGACAAUAAACAGUGGAGGAAAAAAAGAAAGAGGCUUUUGAGAUGAGAG